Messenger RNA from Helicoverpa zea (corn earworm), 1142 nucleotides. RefSeq names its product lipase member I-like. NCBI's taxonomy places the organism in Eukaryota, Metazoa, Arthropoda, Insecta, Lepidoptera, Noctuidae. The record is from RefSeq and is a predicted model, not a curated record. The transcript has 4 exons. The coding region runs from base 313 to 1098 and encodes 261 amino acids. Gene Ontology annotation, molecular function: lipase activity.
GUAAGUUUGUCAUAACUAAUUGAUUCCAAUUUCCGACAUGAGAUACCUACAAUCCUACAUAUGUGUGUUAAAGAGGUACGGAAUGUUUUGUGCAGUUGACAGCUGCCAAUUUUCAAGGAAAAAGCUAAUUUUGUACUGAAUGACAGAACUGUCGACUGCUCUAAAAAACGGUCAGAUCAUCCUCACAUUAAGUUAUCCUUUUCCGUGUAAAAGGAGGCCUGUGCCCAGCGGUGGAUCGAUAAAAUACUGAUAAAUGAAUGAACUUUAAGUUAAUGACUCAUUAUUCUGUUUUUCUUUAGGGCUACGCACAACAUGCCGCAGACAAUAAAUGUUGCGGAACCCGCCUUGCCAGCUGCUUUUGAUGCGAGCCUCAAUACUAUUAUAUUGGUCCACGGGCAUGGUGGAAGUGUAAAUUCUCAACUAAAUCCACUCGUCAAGGAUGCAAUUCUGAAGUAUCAAGACCCCUCUUUGAACGUCAUUGUAGUUGACUGGUCGAGAGAAGCCAGCUUCAGUUAUUCAGUCGCAGUAGAAAGUGUACCUCUAGUGGCUAAGGAUUUGGGUGAUUUCAUCAUAAUGUUCUUCCCGACAGCAACCGACGUGGCUAAAUUGCAUUUGGUAGGGUUUGGCCUCGGAGCUCACGUGGUCGGCAUUGCUGGUAGACAGGUGGCUGCAGCGGCGGUGCCGCCUGGACUGGUUCAAAGGAUCACCGGAUUGGAUCCAUCACGAAGACAAUGGGGAGCCAAUUCCGCCCGUCUGAGGAGAACUGAUGCUGCUUACGUCGAAGUAAUCCACACUGAUGGCUCAGGACUGUUCUCUAAUGGCAUUGGCACUGCCAUUGGAGAUAUAGACAUCUACGCAAAUGGCGGAAGCAAUCAACCAGGCUGCUUGACCAAUACCUGUAGCCACGAACGUGCCUAUGAGCUGUUUGCAGCGUCGAUGUUCAAUACUGAAUUGAAGGCAGUCCCGUGCUCCUCAACUACCCAGUUGAACCUCAACUUGUGUAGGGGAAACCCAUUAGAAAUUGGCGGCGUUCGGUUAACCAAGACUGGAUCAUCAAGGAUCUACAGGAUCAACACUAAAAGGAGUUAUCCAUUCUAAACAUGUAUUAUUGUUUGCAAAAAUAAAUUAACUAACCUUCAUAA